AUGCCUGCCGCCAUUGUCACCACCCCCACCGUCGUGCGUGACCUGCACGACGACGAGAAGCUCGUCCUCGACGAGUUUGAGCGUCAUGUUAGACACUGCACCCAAUGUGAACUAGCUCUUGAGAACGACGAUAACACCCAGUGUGAGCGUGGACAUUUGCUUGCAGUCGACGUGACCCAAUACCUGUACAGUGAGAGCGGACGAUACUUUGCUCAGGUCGACAAAGAGGCCGGCAAACCAACCCGAGUCAAGCUACCUCGCGACUCGAGCUCAACCCGCUACCUGCUCGAGUCUGUUGAGCACGGCAUGCGUCUUUCGUCGCCGCGCCGGGGCCGCGCGCCUCCCGUGCGCCCUCCCAGCUCUCGUUCCAACACCAGCUCUCGCUCUGCCAACAGCCCCCGUCCAAUUGUCCAGCAAGUUCGUCCUCGCUCUCGCACCCCGGAGACUCGUGCUUCUCCCACCACUAUCAUUGAGCGCUCACCCUCCACUGGCAAGCGUCCGGUGAUUGUCUACCAGUCUCCUCGCGUCUCUCCAAGCCGAUCCUCUUCCAACCGUGGUUCGCUCUACAUCAACGACAACAUGGACCGCGAGGAGCGCCGAACCCGUGUCUACCUCAACACCCACCGUUGA
Molecule: messenger RNA, 630 nt
Organism: Penicillium chermesinum
Lineage: Eukaryota; Fungi; Ascomycota; Eurotiomycetes; Eurotiales; Aspergillaceae
Exons: 1
Coding region: 1-630 (209 amino acids)
Source: RefSeq, a predicted model, not a curated record